Molecule: messenger RNA, 5667 nt
Organism: Vespa velutina
Lineage: Eukaryota; Metazoa; Arthropoda; Insecta; Hymenoptera; Vespidae
Gene: CCAP-R
Product: cardioacceleratory peptide receptor-like
Exons: 7
Coding region: 2885-4054 (389 amino acids)
Biological process (GO): G protein-coupled receptor signaling pathway
Cellular component (GO): membrane
Molecular function (GO): vasopressin receptor activity
Source: RefSeq, a predicted model, not a curated record
UCAAGCGACUACUCUCUCCGCUCUUCCUUCAGUUGCGUUCCGCGCUUCGUACGAGUUAGUGUAUUUUUCGUCAUUCUCUUAUUCGCUCUCUCUCUCUCUCUCUCUCUCCCCCCCCUCCUCUCUCUUUCUUUAUAACAUAAUAUCAAACUAUUUAUAUUUUUUACAUUUAUAGAUCGGACGUAUUCCCUCGUCGUUUCAACGAUCAGUUUCGUUUCUUCGUCGAUUUAUUAUUAAACGUUUCUAUUUGCAAAAACGCGAAAAUGGAAUUUGGUGAUUGAUCGUUUCAGUAUCUUAUCUUCGACUAAAAUAGCAUUCUUUAGAUACAAAGAUAUUGAAAAAUAAAUCCCCUGAGAGGAAUGAUGAGACUAUCUGGAAAGAAAGAGACAGAGAGAGAGAGAGAGAGAGAGAGAGAGAGAGACAAUUUUCUAAAGUAAAAGAGAUGUUAUUAACGCGUCACUGAUGAUUUAUUAAAUAGAACCAGAUCGUUUAUUAGAUAAAAACUUUUGAUAGGAAGACGGAGAAGGAGUCACUUUGAACACCGUUUUGCUCUCUGAACGAGAAAACUAUCUCUGUUCGCCUUUCAGCGUCUCACGUGGAGGCUAGAUUUCCGUUUUAAUUCGAUUUUCGGUCCUAAGUUACGUUUAAAGUGGUUAGAAAUUUUCUGAGACAGAUUAAAGAGAAAAUGUCGAUACGUAUCUUUCCAUCGAUCCGUUUCCUUUUAAUUCCAAGUCUAAAUUAGAAUCCUGAUUUGAAACCUAGCUAUCAAAGCACUUCAAAGAAGAUUAUGUAAAUGAUUGUGAUAAAAACUAUUGCAUAAUUUCGUGCGAGGACGACUCGUCUUUGUUGUCCUCUACUCCGUUAUUAUUUUUAUUUCUUUUUCUAUCGUCAAAAAAGGAAAAAAAAAAAAAAAGAAAAGAAGAAAAAGAAGGUCGGACUUCCGAGAUUGGAUAUCAAUUGCACCGAUUAUCUCUGAAAUGAUUAUGUACUUUUAUUAAAUAGCUCGCGUACGUAAAUUAUUACGAUUCAUUCUAUAUUUUCAAAAAUAUGAUUAGACAUAAAAGCGCAUUCUAUCCAUUUAUUUGUAAAUUCAUAUUAUACGAUUUUGCUUUAAAUUACCCCGUUAUUAAUUAUUACAAAUAAUAUUAUAAUAUUAUAAAAUUCCAAAGAUAAAGAAGAAAAAAAGAAUCAAGAUCAGCGCAAAAAGAAUAAGCGUGGAUUUAAGUUAUAUUAUACAUCAAUAAAGUCGGAACGUAUUAGAUUAAUGUUGAAAAUCCUUGCUAAUCGAAUCGAACACGUAUCGUGGAUACGCUGAUCAAUACCUUCAAAGUACUAUAACUCGAUGCGAAAAUCUCUAUUUUCAUAAUCGAUUUCUCCUUCGCUCGUUUCCAUCAUUUAUAUUUACAUAGACAAAGAGAUAAUUUUUGCUAUUUCUUUGUAUAAUGCUAAUCGUGAGAGGAAAAAAAAACAAGAAAUAUUUAUCAACUAGCGAGAUACUCUGAAGCAAAAAUAGAAAAGAAAACAAAAAAAAGAAAAAACAUCGAAAAAAAAUAAAAAGCUGAUCGUUGUACUCGAAUAUUCAUCUGGAAAGAGUUUGGAAGGAAUCGAACGAUUCACAUGGAUGAAAUCACAUCCGGUAUCCCGUCGAUUCGUUUUUCUCUAGGGCGACUAUAGAUUUAUCCCUCGUUUUUUUUUUUUUCACAUCUCUCCUUCUUCCUCGUUCUCUUCCCCUUUCAACUUCGUGGCGCGGUACAAUCGAUUCUCGAAAAAGUUUGAGAAAAACAGGUGCCGAGGAUAUUAUCCGAUAGAUGAGCUAAGGGACUUGUGGUUUGAGAGCCGAAGAUUAACGAGAGAAAAUCGAGCCACCCUUCUCGAACAUCUUCUCCCUCAUUCUUUUUUUUAAUAUCGUUUCUUAUUCCCUUCUUUGGCUUCUUGCGAGUCUUAAAUUUCUAUGUUAACCGGAUAAAUGCUCUUUGUUGAAAUUAUUUAAGAAAGCUACAAUGCGUGUCUCUCUCUCUCUCUCUCUCUCUCUCUCUCUCUCUCUCUCUCCCUUCCAAUGGCACGAUCGAUUGCUAUCGCGACAAAGAGAAUGCAUCCUUUUGGUCUCUCCUUUCGCAUUAAAUUCGAAACGUUGCUCGACGAAUGCUACUAGUUUAAUUAAUCCUCCUUUCAUAUCGCAACCUGUUGAUCUCCUUUUAUAUAUAUAUAUAUGCCUUUUUUUUAUUUUUCUACCCUCGACAUGCCACCUGGGAAACUUCUUCUACAUUGCUACGAGUGACGUCGAUCUCUUUUCUUGAUAUGUCACUUGAGACGCGUUUAUAUUUAUAGUUAUAACAUUUCUACCUUCGAGAAAAAACUGAAAGGAUAGAGGAGAAUCCGUGUUUCAUAUCUAUCCGAUUUUCCUCAUUUCAAACUCGGAACUUUACGAAGGGAAAUAUCGAAAGGGAGAAAGAGAGAUAAAGAAAGGAAUAUCGCAAACAAAUGGAUCGUGCAAUUUCGUGUAUGUAUGUAUAUGAUGUAGAUUUCCGAUCCAACAAACAAUGUAGAAAAUAUAUUUGAAAAGAGGUGUAUAAACGUGCGCGUGCGUGUGUGUGUGGGUGGGUGUAUGUAUGUAUCCGUGUAUGUGUGUAUAUGGUUUGUUCAUCUCGUUUAAAAGAUGCUUUACAAGAGAAGGAUUUGUUGGUAAAAAGAGGAAAGUAAGGUGCCGCGAACUUUAGUAUUUAAAUCUCAUGGAAAUGAAGAGAAAAGAAGAGUGAUCGAGAAAGUAAUCUCAUGAAAAUGCUGCGAGAUCUUUAUCCAAUGAUAAAUGUUAAGGAACGAAAUCGUUGAAGGUUCAUUAUUGAGAAAGAGAACGAAAUAAAGGAGGAGGAGUUGAAGAUCUCACAAAAUGUCGUCCGACGUCGUUCAGAACAGAGAACAAAGAAGUAAUCGAAAUCAAAGCUAUGACGUUGAUGUAACUGUUGGGAAAAACGCAACCGAUGGCAUAUUUCUAAUACCAGAGUAUUUCAACGUCACUUCUCUGGACAUUAACGCGACCGAGGAAAUUGACUCUUUCUAUUUCUAUGAGACCGAACAAUUCACAGUUUUGUGGUUAUUAUUCGUUGUGAUCGUUGCUGGUAACACUGCAGUUCUUGCUGGUCUUUUGCUCGGAAAACGUCGAAAAUCUCGGAUGGACUUCUUCAUCAAGCAACUGGCGUUCGCAGAUCUUUUGGUCGGUUUGAUAUCAGUUCUGACGGAUAUAAUUUGGAGAACUACGGUGACCUGGCAUGCUGGUAACAUUGCCUGCAAACUCAUCAGGUUUAUGCAAGCCGUCGUCACCUAUAGUUCUACGUACGUAUUGGUUGCACUAUCGAUCGACAGAUACGACGCUAUUACACGACCGAUGAACUUUUCAGGAAGUUGGUGGAGAGCUCGAGUAUUGGUAGUGGUUGCUUGGAGUCUCUCAGCACUUUUCAGCAUUCCCAUCAUCUUUCUCUACGAGGAAAAACGUAUACAAGGAAUGAAGCAAUGCUGGAUAGACUUGGGAUCUUCGAUUCAAUGGAGGAUUUACAUGAGUUUGGUGAGCUUUACCCUGUUCAUAGCUCCCACCCUUAUAAUAGGAGGCUGUUAUAUGGUCAUCGUAGCAACGAUAUGGUCACAAGGAAGCGCAUUACGUCAAGGUCCUACUAGGGAUACUAGAAGAGCUUCGUCUAGGGGUCUUAUACCAAGAGCCAAGAUCAAAACCGUUAAGAUGACCUUUGUCAUAGUAUUCGUAUUCAUCCUUUGUUGGAGUCCAUACAUAAUCUUCGAUCUCCUUCAAGUUUACGGACACGUGCCGAAAACGCAGACGAACAUCGCAGUAGCAACUUUUAUACAAAGUUUAGCGCCAUUGAAUUCUGCUGCCAAUCCCAUAAUUUAUUGCCUUUUCAGCACGCCAUUCUGCAAAAAUGUACGGAGCAACUGUUGCACGGUAGGAACAUGCAGGCGAUUUCCUGGGUUUCGGGAUGGUGCACUGCAAAUCCACAUCACUGCUUUGGCACCGGUGGUGCUAAAACCGCAAGUACAAGGACGACAGUGACGACGUCCCUGACGGCACAUUCAUCUCGUAAAAGUGGACCAGGGAUGCUGCACUCGACAACUUCGAGAAAGCACGUGAUGGUGUCGUUGGUUUAAAUUGUUUAAAAGACCACCGAGAGAAGGGGAGCAAAUAUCUUAAGCUUUUACUUAUAUUUCUUUCUCUAAUUCCCGAAGAAGAAACACGCCGAAAAGGAAUGGCCGAGCAGCCUAUUUGCGAGCCACCAAUCAACAAAUUCUUUCUUUAGUUUACCAGAGAGCAAGCUCGGCUUUAUUUUAACAAUAAAUCACCUUAGAACGUUCUUUGAUCCUAAGUAAAAUUUUUACACAAAUUUUAUUCAUUUUUUACAAAAUUCUACGACGUCUCCAAAUUAAGACUACUGUUACAAAUUAUAAAUCGUUGAAAUGAUAAAACUGUUCGUGAAAGUAUUAUAAAUAUUUAUAAUUAGAACAUUUCCUCGAACUGGAUUUCAGUUUUUCUGCCGCAAUAUCUCUUUCACAAUUACUUUUAAUUUUCUGUCUUUCGGUAUCUCAUCGAGAUGUCUCAAAGGAAGAUAUUUUUCUCUCGUAUCGCCAUUUAAAUUGUGUCUUUUAACGAGCACAGACUUUAACCUACAUUUAUGAAUGCUUUAAAGUUUAAAUCCUUGGAGAAAGGAAGUUAAUGAAGAUAAAAAAAAAAAAAGAAAAGAAAAAAAAAAAAAAUAGAAAGGAGAAUCAUUAAAAAUGUUAUUGUAAUCGUUACGUGAUUUCUCUUUAAAAUUAACAGCUUUAAUGAACGCGAUACCGAUAAUUUGCAAUAAUAAAACUAUUAUCCUUUACUGUCUCCGUUUUUAUCUUACAAUUAUGCUAAUUUUUGUUUACCCUUCAAAAAUCGCUAAAAGAUGAAAUAAUAAAAGAGGAUGUAAAUAAAUUUAAUGUAAGAUGAAUGAGAUAUCGACGUUAUUAAAAGAAUAAUGUAUUUUUACGUAAACGAAACGUAAAAUGUCUUCAAAAGGAAUAAGAAAAAAGAGAAUAUUUCAUCAUUAAAUGACAUCCAUUACACAAAUAAAUAGAUGCGCGCGCGCGCGCGCACACAUACACAUAUAUACAGAGAGAGAACAAAAUCGAUUUGGUAUUUCAAAGCGAGCUCGUGGAAAUAUGAAAUUGACAUUUUCUUCGUCUUUUACAUGUAUCAGUGAAACUGGAUGGAAAAUAAAAUGCCCGAAGGUAUAUACCAAUGUGUACAUACAUCUAUAUAGAUAUAUACGUAAUAAUAAUAAUAUUAUAUAUAUAAAAUCUUUCAGCUUCGUGUCUCUCGAUAUAUAAAGAAUAUACAUACAUACAUAUUUAUUCAUAAACUGCAUCGCAAGUGAUAGUAAUAAUAAUAAUAAUAAUAAUAAUAGUAAUAAUAAUAAUAUUAAUAAUUAUUAAUUUAUUAUUAUCAGUGUAAUUGAAUCUCCAUUGACAUUAAAAGGGAUCUUGUAAAUAUUUCCGAGAAUAAAAUUGAUGAAAGAAUAAAAAAUCUCCUCCUCCAACAAAUGAGAAUGUUCCGAAAUAAUGAUUAGUUUAAAAAAAACUGUGAAAUAUUUUAAUUGAAAAAAUAAAAUUACAUUUUGAAAACUACUAGUCCCUUCUCUU